CUCUAGGGUUUUGCUCGCUGUCUCUCUCCUGUCUCUCUCUCUCUCUCUCUCUCUCUCUCUGCCAUGGCGGAGCAAACUCACCAUCCAGCCGCACCGUGUUGGAGCAACGUGGUGAAGCAAUCAUCACCGAACCAACCACGUCAGGACCUCGCGGCGGCGGUUCCUAAUGGAGCGGUUGUUGGCAACUGCAAGUCAAGCAAAGGCAUCGCCGUGGCUGUGGUGGACGCCAACGCCAUCAUACAAGGCGGAGAAGGUCUGGCCAACAUCGCCGACAAGUUCGUCUCUGUCGCCGAAGUCAUGAACGAGGUCCGCGAUCCCACGUCCCGCCACCGCCUUAAUUUCGUCCCCUUCACCGUACAAACCAUGGAGCCCUCUCCGGAAUCCCUCAAAAAAGUUGUUAGUUUUGCAAGGGCAACUGGUGACUUGCAGACACUUUCAGAUGUUGACCUCAAGCUCAUUGCUCUGACGCAUACAUUGGAAGCUCAGAUCCAUGGUACUAAACAUCUCAGAGACAGCCCUCCCCCUAUUCACACAGUUAAUGUGAAAAGGCUGCCUGAGAAGGACAUGCCUGGGUGGGGGUCAAAUGUUCCCAAUUUGGAAGAGUGGGAGGCAUUGGAUCAUCAAGGUGAGGAUAAAUCAAAUCCUGAUUCCAGGAUCCUCCCAUUGAAAGACCUAAACCUAAAUGUCCUCUCCACGGAUCACCAUAGUAGUGCUGAAGAUGGUUCAAUGGGAAAUGGAAGUGCUUCCUCUGUUGGAAAUCCUGAGGAUGCCAGUAGCAGUUUUGAAAAACCCAAGAGAUAUUUUGCCAAGAAGGAGAUAAACACUGAAGGAAAGAAGAUGGUGGCAGAUGGAAUUGAUGCAUCUCAGGGACAAUAUGAUGAUAAUGCUGAUGAUUGGCACCCUGCUGUAAGCAGAAGUACUCAUAGAAGAUAUCUCAGGAGAAAAGCGAGACGUGAGAUGUAUGCCUCAAUGUCUGAAGAAGAUAGUCAACAAGAUAAAGUGGGGCAUAUAGGAAGUGAUAACAUUGAAAACAGAAGGCAGUCAGAUCAGCUGAUCAAUUCUGAUGAAGCACAUAAUCUAGAUGCAGUUUUAGAGGAAGGAGAUGUCUCAGAAGGGAAGAACAUUGAUGAGGAGCUUUCUUCAAUUUUAAACCAAGUGAGACUGGAAGAAGAUUCACUAAGAGAACUUCAAGAAGGGAACGAGCCUUGUGCAGGACCUGAGCCUAAUAAUUCCAUGGGAAAUGAAGCUGUGUCUGGCAAUGGAGAUAUAUGUGUUGAAGGAGAUGAUGUUGUGAAUUUUGAUGAUGGAUUGGAACAUGUUGAGAUUUCAAGCCAGAACACUGGAAGCCUUGAUGCAUCACUGAUUGAUGAUGACAGUACUGAGCAGAGCUGGAUGUUGAGAUCCUUGUCUGAGUCAACUGUAGCUUGUGUAACAAGUGAUUUUGCAAUGCAAAAUGUUCUUCUGCAAAUGGGUUUACGUUUGUUGGCACCUGGAGGCAUGCAGAUCCGCCAGCUGCAUAGGUGGAUACUCAAAUGCCAUGCCUGCUUUAAGGUGACCACUGAAAUUGGUAGGAUAUUUUGCCCCAGCUGUGGGAAUGGUGGCACACUAAGGAAGGUAGCUGUCACAGUUGGUGAAGAUGGAAUUGUUGUUGCUGCACGUCGACCACGCAUAUCCUUGCGUGGCACAAAAUUUUCUUUGCCCUUACCCCAAGGGGGAAGAGAUGCUAUUACGAAGAACCCUGUUUUACGAGAAGAUCAGCUUCCUCGGAAGUUCCUGUACCCAAAAACAAAGAAGAAGAAUAAACAGGGAGACGACAUAUUUGCUUCAGAUGACAUCUUUUCGCACCAUAGCACCGAUAAGAGAGCACCCCUGCAGCCUCCUGUAAGGAAAGCUUUGGCAGUUUUCAGCGGAAAGAGGAAUCCAAAUGACAACCAUUUUGCUCGUCCUAAACAUUAGAGGGUCUUAAAACACAUCACAUUUUUGCAUCUAUUAUGACUUGAUAGAAUGGCAGGAUUUUGAGAAUAGGCUGCCUGAACAAGCAAAUAUAAGUUUUGAUGAGUUCAAGGCUCAAUAGCCUGAAACUAUAAUUUGUUCCAUGACUGUUGGGAGCUUUGUUUUUUUGGGUUUCUUUGGGUUUCCAGCCCAUAUCUUGGAUUUGUAAUUAAGUAAUGGUUCUGAUUGGUUGUGGGUGGUUUCUCUGCUCAGCCAUUGAUGAUUGGAUUGUAUGGCUAUUGUUUUUUCAAUUAUUUGGUCAGGUUUUUUCAC
Diospyros lotus (date-plum) is the source of this 2265-nucleotide messenger RNA. Its product is annotated as RNA-binding NOB1-like protein. The coding region runs from base 64 to 1956 and encodes 630 amino acids. The record is from RefSeq and is a predicted model, not a curated record. Gene Ontology annotation, biological process: ribosomal small subunit biogenesis; maturation of SSU-rRNA. NCBI's taxonomy places the organism in Eukaryota, Viridiplantae, Streptophyta, Magnoliopsida, Ericales, Ebenaceae. The transcript has 5 exons. Gene Ontology annotation, molecular function: RNA endonuclease activity. Gene Ontology annotation, cellular component: preribosome, small subunit precursor.